Molecule: messenger RNA, 450 nt
Organism: Loa loa (African eye worm)
Lineage: Eukaryota; Metazoa; Nematoda; Chromadorea; Rhabditida; Onchocercidae
Exons: 4
Source: RefSeq, a predicted model, not a curated record
GGAUUGACGAUAUUCAUACUACUUACCUUAGCUUCAGUACAAUGGGUACCAUUGAAUAGCAUAUUGUGUCUUAUUGCUUUGGCAACUCUCAGUGGCAGUAUAAUUUCACAAUUAGCCUAUUAUUUACCUUCAUUGCUAACAAUACCAAUGAAUUAUCAAUAUAUAUAUGAUCUUGUGAUGACAAUUUGUACUGCUAUAUGUGUCCCUCUUUCAACAUAUUCCUCUAUCUAUCAGAUAAAUGAUGACAACUCGUCAACAUUGUAUAUUAUUCAAGCGCUUCUUUACAUAUUUUUGGCGACAUCUUUUAUGUUUUGCGUAAUGAUUCAGUAUGACUUUUAUCCGUUUAAUAGAAGUACAACAAGUGAACCAUCAACAUUGACAGUAAGAUUGGAUGAACGUUAUCCAUUACUUCAAAAUUAUGCUGAUUACGGUAACAAUCAAGUAUUUUGA